CGGGAACAUGGUGCCGCUCUCCGCGCUGCUGUUUCCGGUCGGGGUUUGGUGCGCGAUAUCCAUCGGGGACUCGGCCCUCAAGUCAUCUCCCAGUCUCAAGGUUCGCUACGAGGAAUGGCUGGCAAGCCAUGGGAUCAGCAUUGCCCCCUUCCAUGCCCGGUGGCAAACCACCGCCUUCAAUCGCCUCUUUAUGAAGUUGGGACGUUGGAAGCCUCAGCUCCUGUAUUUCUGGUUCAGUGUGGGAAUGGCCUUUGGCGUGAUCUCCAUGUUCAUCUCAAUCUUGCUGCUAGCCAAAACACUCUCUCAGACCUUGGCACUGAUGACAGCAGAAAGCCCUACACCUGAGAAUGAGCGUAUUCUACAAGUCGUGGUGCCCGGUGUGAACCUGCCGAUCAGUCAGGUGGUCUAUUUCUUUGCUGCCAUUUUGAUCAGUGGUGUCAUUCAUGAGAUAGGUCAUGGUGUGGCUGCAGUCAGGGAGCAAGUGAGAUUUAACGGGUUUGGAGUGUUCGUUUUUGUGGUCUAUCCCGGGGCCUUUGUUGACCUGUACACGAACCAUUUGCAGCUGAUAUCCCCGAUCCAACAACUCCGAGUGUUCUGUGCAGGUGUGUGGCACAACUUCAUCCUGGCACUGAUGGCUUUGCUGAUCCUGUACUCAUUGCCAAUCUUCCUGUUCCCACUGUACUACACAGGGGUUGGGGCACUGGUCACCAACGUCGCAGAGAAUUCCCCAGCCAGUGGACCCCGAGGACUGUCGAUGGGAGACCUUGUAAAAUAUGUGGAAAACUGUUCCGUUUCCAGUGUGGAGGAUUGGCACCAGUGCAUUGAAGACAUCUCUGUGAAACCGCAGACUGGAUACUGCAUCAGUGAGGAAACCAUGCAGCAGCUGAGCUCUAUGGGCCGAGCGUACAGGAGGCUCGAUGGGACCACAGAGUGUUGUAGCAAUAACAGCCUGGUGGACAUCUGCUUCUCUUACCGUGGGAACCUGCAAAUCCCUCAGUAUGCUUGCCUUGCCGCCAGAAAGGCCAUUGAAUCGAGUCGGGUGUGUCAGACAAACACGGACUGUCUGAAGGAGUUGGCGCCCAGCCUCUGUGUGAAGCCCUCUCUCGAAAAUCAAACCAGGCUGAUCAGAGUCAAACACUUGUCUCCCAUGGCCAUGCUGUUUGUAGGACACCCUGUUCAUCUUCAAUACGCAGUCAGUCUCACCAACUACAUGCCGCGGUUUGGAUUUCUACACCUGGACAUCCCUGUGGUCAUUGAAAUGUUUUGCAAAUACCUGCUUUCCCUGUCUGGAGCCCUGGCUGUCAUCAACGCUGUGCCUUGUUUUGCCCUGGAUGGACAGUGGAUGCUGAGUUCUUUUCUGGAAGCCACGCUAAGUUCACUGGUUGUGGAAAAGCAGAACCGAGAGCUCAUUGCCUUUUUUAUCCUGCUGUUUGGCAGUGCUCUCCUGGCUUCUAACGUGGUCCUGGGCCUCUGGAUGGUCACCACAAGGUAGCGCGUCUGGCCUGUCCUGGGAUCAGCUCACACUGAGUGAGGGGUACUUCUCAUCGUUGCCUUGUUGGCACCCCUCCCUGUCAUCUGAGUGAACCCUGGCGAUAUCGCCCAGCACUGUCCAAGCUUUUAACAAAACCCUGGGCUGUGCCCACAAGACUUUGCACUCCCUGUUCCUCCAGGUGAGGUUCCUCACUAGGACAGCACAGUUGGAAAACCUGCUGUGUAUCACUGUCAUGCAGUGCUGUGCAUUGUGUAACAUUGUGGUAUUUAAUUCCAAGCAGUGAUGGGAUUGAAGUUUGAUGGCUCUCUGCUUUUUUAGACGGAUUGGCAAAUGUGAAAUCUCCUGUUGAAUGGCGGUGAGCACCACGAUGGUCUCCUGCCCGAAACGUUGAUUCCCCUGCUCCUCGGAUGCUGCCCGACCCACUGUGCUUUUCUAGCACCACGCACUCUCGAAUCUGAUCUCCAGCGUCUGCAGUCCUCAGUGUCUCCUAAUGAGCACCAGUUUGGUGCCCAGGGCCAUAAAAAGUCCUUGAUUUUGACUGUGCUGCAGCCAGAGAGGCAGAAUGUCAGUCUGACAAAGGGUUUAAAAGUAGAAUUGAAGGCAACAAGGUGUUAAAAACAACCAGUAAAUGUUGGAAUUACAACAGUCCAUGUAUCCAUGAGGGCAUAGGUUGGGAUCCUUGGAUUAUAUCCUGUACUUAGUCAGAAUUACUGACCACUUUCCUCUCCACAGACACUGUGUUUCCAAGCUGUUUGGAUUCUAUCUCCUCCAAUCAUUGUGAACAUGUUUUGCGUUAGAACAUUACGAAUGCAAUCGUAUGCCAUGAUGUGGUUUUGGCCAAUCUAUUAAUUAUUUAAUAUGUGUUGUUCGACUCUGAAGUAAAUGUGGUGCCCGGCUGCUGACGCUCAACAGACGCCAACAGAAAGUAUCUGUUUUGCCCCACAUUCAAUGAGUUGCACUUCUGGAAAGUGUAGUUAAACAUAAUGGCUGUCACAUUUCUGGACGUAUUUUACCUUCAGGGGUAUCAGUGCGGUCCUUCAUCGAUCACAAUUUAACCCCAAUUAAGUCUCUGUCAAAAAAGGGCAGUAUUAACCAAGCAUCAUACAUUGGAACAAAAACAAAUUGCUGGAGAAUCUCAGCAGGUUUGGCAGCAGGAGUGGAGAGAAAGCAGAGUUAGCGUUGUCCACAUCUGCUGCCAAAAUGGGUGAGAUUCUGCAGCCAUUUCUGUUUGCGUUUCAGGUUUCUGCCAUCUGUGUAAACACUGUGUUAAAUGUUUUUAAUUGAAUUGUUUUGAAACUGGUGGGAGAGGAAUGGAAAGCUUUGGUCCAAUCCAAAUGUUCAUGCUAGGGUUAGUGACUGGAGACAGAUAAUGGCUAGGCAUGUGUCUCUCUGUCUGAAGGCUGAUCUGUUUUUGAUCUGUGUGGCUUGUGAGCCAUUUUUAUUCCCAUUCACCCUUCCUGUUCCAACCUUCUACAGGUUUAUAAAACUGAGAGGAGCACAGAUAGGGUGAAUGACAGGUGUCUUUUCCUUGGGGUGGGGGGGGAUUUCAAAACUAGGAAGCAUACUUUUAAGGUGAGAGGAGGAAGGUUUUUAAAAGACACAAGGGGCAAUUGUUUUACACAGAGUGGUUCGUGUGUGAACUGAAUUUCAAAUGGUGGAUGUGGGUACAGUCACAACAUUUAAAAGACAUUUGGAUAAGUACAUUAGUAGGAAAUGUUUGGAGGGAUAUGGGCCAAGUGCAGGCAGAUGGGCCUAGUUUAGUUUGGGAUUAUGGUCAGCAUGGGCAGGGUAGAUGCAGUAUGACUGUUUCAAUGCUUUUAGAGAGUCAGACAUUUAUACAGCACCAGAGAGUCAUAGAGAUGUACAGCAUUGAAAUAGACCCUUCGGUCCAACCCGUCCAUGCCGACCAGAUAUCCCAACCCAAUCUAGUUCCACCUGCCAGCACCCGGCCCAUAUCCCUCCAAACCCUUCCUAUUCACAUACCCAUCCAAAUGCCUCUUAAAUGUUGUAAUUGUACCUAACCACUUCCUCUGGCAGCUUAUUCCAUGCACAUACCACCCUCUGCGUGAAAAAGCUGCCCCUUAGGUCUCUUUCAUAUCUUUCCCCUCUCACCCUAAACCUGUGCCCUCCAGUUCUGGACUCGCCGACCCCAGGGAAAAGACUUUUGCCUAUUUAUCCUAUCCAUGCCCCUCAUAAUUGUGUAAAUCUCUACAAGGUCACUCCUCAGCCUCCGACGCUCCAGGGUAAACAGCCCGCACCUGUUCAGCCUCUCCCUGUAGUUCAGAUCCUCCAACCCUGGCGACAUCCUUGUAAAUCUUUUCUGAACCCUUUCAAGUUUCACAUCUUUCCGAUAGGAAGGAGACCAGAAUUGCACGCAAUAUUCCAACAGUGGCCUAACCAAUGUCCUGUACAGCUGUAACAUGACCUCCCAACUCCUAUACUCAAUACUCUGACCAAUAAAGGAAAGCAUACCCAAUGCCGCCUUCACUAUCUUAUCUACCUGCAACUCCACUUUCAAGGAGCUAUGAACCUGCACUCCAAGGUCUCUUUGUUCAGCAACACUCCCUAGGACCUUACCAUUAAGUGUAUAAGUCCUGCUAAGAUUUGCUUUCCCAAAAUUCAGCACCUCGCAUUUAUCUGAAUUAAACUCCAUCUGUCACUUCUCAGCCCAUUGGCCCAUCUGGUCCAGAUCCUGUUGUCAUCUGAGGUAACCCUCUUCGCUGUCCACUACACCUCCAAUUUUGGUGUCAUCUGCAAACUUACUAACUGUACCUCUUAUGCUCGCAUCCAAAUCAUUUAUGUAAAUGACAAAAAGUAGAGGUCAUUGGAGAGUGGCCGUUUUAAUGGGUUUCAGGUUCUUGUACUUACUUAUUGUGAAUUUUUUAAAAGGUAUGUUCAACAUUUUCUCCAUCAUCAUAGUUUUAAACAGAUGAAUUAAAAAGGGAAAUAAUAUUGGAUUAAAAAAACCAAUGUGGGACUUGAGGCUGUAACCCAGGGUUUUGUCAGCAUUCUGGCUAUAUCGUCUUUUAUUUUCACGAAAACACCUAAUGCAAAACAAAAUUGCCAUUUCAAUAAUUUCUUGCAAUUUUUAAAGAAUUUGUGGGCGAUGCUGGAGAAGUUAGUACCUAAUUGUCGUUGGACUGAAAGGCUCAUUCUGCUAUUCGAGUCAACCACGUUGCUGUGGGUCUAGAAUCACAUCGAGGCCAGACCAGAUAAAGACAGCGAUUUCCUUCCCAAAAGGACAUUAACGAGGUUUACAGAGUGAGAGCGCUAAGAGGAGCCAGGAGGGGACAUGAGAAGUCGUCAGCAAGUAGGAUCAAGGAAAACCCGAAGGCUUUCUAUAGGUAUAUCAGGAAUAAAAGAAUGACUGGAGAAAGGAUAGGGCCAGUCAAGGAUAGUGGCAGGAAAAAGACAAUCCUGUUGGGGAGAAUACUGAAAUACAAGCACUUCGAGUCGAUGGGAUUGAUGUUCACAAGAAGGAGGAGGUGUUAGCAAUUCUGGAAAGUGUGAAAAUACCUAAGUCCCCCAAGCUGGAUGGGAUUUAUUUUAGGAUUCUCUGGGAAGUUGGGAGGAGAUUAUGGAGACCUUGGCUUUGAUCUUUAUUCAUCAUUGUCAAUGGGAAUAGUGCCAGAAGACCGGAGAAUAGCAAAUGUGGUUCCCCUUGUUCAAGAAAGGGAGUAGAGACAACCCUGGUAAUUAUAGACCAGUGAGCCUUACUUUGGUUGUGGGUAAAGUGUUGGAAAAGGUUUUAAGAGAUUGGAUUUAUAAUCAUCUAGAGAGGAAUAAGUUGAUUAGGGAUAGUCAACACGGUCCUGUGAAGGGCAGAUGGUGCCUCACAAACCUUAUUGGGUUCUUUGAGAAGGUGACCAAACAGGUGGAUGAGGGUAAAGUGGUUGAUGUGGUGUAUAUGGAUUUCAGUAAGGUGUUUGAUAAGGUUCCCCAUGGUAGGCUAUUGCACAAAAUACAGAGGCAUGGGAUUGAGGGUGAUCAGAAAUUGGCUCGCUGAAAAAAGACAGAGGGUGGUGGUGGUUGAUGGGAAAUGUUCAUCCUGGAGCUCAGUAAUUUAUGGUACCACAAGGAUCUGUUUUGGGGCCACUGCUAUUGGUCAUUUUUAUAAAUGACCUGGAUGAGGGUGUAGAAGGAUGGGUUAAUAAAUUUGCCGAUGACACUAAGGUUGGUGGACUUGUGGAUAGUGCAGGCAGAUGUUGCAGGUUAACAGUUGAAAAUGUGUUGCUGGUUAAAGCACAGCAGGUCAGGCAGCAUCCAAGGAAUAGGAAAUUCGACGUUUCGGGCAUAAGCCCUUCAGGUUACAGAGGGACAUAGGUAAACUGCAGAGCUGGGCUGAGAGUUGGCAAAUGGAGUUUAAUGUGGAAAAGUGUGAGGUGAUUCACUUUGGAAGGAGCAACAGGAAUAAAGAAUAAUGGGCUAAUGGGAAGACACUUGGUAAUGUAGAUGAGCAAAGAUAUCUCGGUGUCCAUGUAUAUAGAUCCUUGGAAGUUGCCACCCAGGUUAAUAGGGUUGUUAAGAAGGCAUACGGUGUGUUAACUUUUUUAUUGGUAGAGGGAUUGAGUUUCAGAACCAUGAGGUCAUGCUGCAGCUUUACAAAAUGCUGGUCUGCCAACACUUGGGGUAUUGUGUACAGUUCUGGUCACCACAUUAUAGGAUGGAUGUGGAAGCUUUGGAAAGGGUUCAGAAGAGAUUUAUUAGGUUGUUGUCUGGUGUGGAGGGAAGGUCUUAUGAGGAAAGGCUGAGGGAUUUGAGACUGUUUUCGUUAGAGAGAAGAAGGUUGAGAGGGGACUUAAUUGAGCCAUACAAGCUAAGGAGGUUAGGGUGGACAGGGAGAACCUUUUUUCCUCGGAUGGUGAUGGCUCGCACGAGGGGACAUAGCUUUAAAUUGAGGGGUGAUAGAUACAGGACAGGGAUAGUUUAUUUACUCAGAGAGUAGUAGAGGCGUGGAAGGGCCUGCCUGCAACAGUAAUAGACUCUCCAACUUUACGGGCAUUUAAAUGGUCAUUGGAUAGUCAUAUGGAUCAAAAUGGGGUGGCAUGGUGGCUCAGUGAUUAGCACUGCUGCCUUACAGCACCAGGGUCUCAGGUUCGAUUCCAGCCUCAGGGGACUGACUGUGUGGAGUUUGCACAUUCUCCCCGUGUCUGCGUGGGUUUCCUCUGGGUGCUCCGGUUUCCUCCCACAGUCCAAAGAUGUGCAGGUUAGGUGAAUUGGCCAUGCUAAAUUGCCCGUAGUGUUAGGUGCAUUAGUCAGAGGGAAAUGGGACUGGGUGGGUUACUCUUCAGAGGGUCGGUGUGAACUGGUUGGGCUGAAGGGCCUGUUUCCACACUGUAGGGAAUCUUUUAAAAAAAUGUGAAACAGUGUAGGAUAGGAGGGCUUCAGAUUGUUGCGCUGCCCUGUGAAAGCAUCGAGGGCCGAAUGGCCUGUACUGCGCUGUAAUGUUCUAUGUUCUCACAAACCAAAGUGGUUUCAUGGUCGCCAUGAGACUACUGUUUAAUUCCACAUUUUAUCAAAUUCAUACUUCAUUAUCUGCCCCAGUGGGAUUUGAACACCUGUUCCCAGAGCAUUAAUCUGGGACUGUGAAUUACCAGUCCACUGACAGUACCACUACAUCACUGUCUCCCCUAUUUACAGAGAAAUCGAAUCCAUCUUCUUAUGACAACAUGUACAAUUUAUGAGAUUCUGUAUUAAUUAUACCUACUUUUUUCCUGGAAAUUCCAUCACCUCCAAUCUGUUUGAUUCACUUUUGAUAUAAUGAAUGUAUGGUUUAAUGUAAU
This is a messenger RNA of Hemiscyllium ocellatum (epaulette shark), 7275 nucleotides long. It is a transcript of the gene mbtps2, whose product is annotated as membrane-bound transcription factor peptidase, site 2. The transcript has 11 exons. Gene Ontology annotation, biological process: membrane protein intracellular domain proteolysis; regulation of response to endoplasmic reticulum stress. The coding region runs from base 8 to 1492 and encodes 494 amino acids. The record is from RefSeq and is a predicted model, not a curated record. NCBI's taxonomy places the organism in Eukaryota, Metazoa, Chordata, Chondrichthyes, Orectolobiformes, Hemiscylliidae. Gene Ontology annotation, cellular component: cytoplasm; membrane. Gene Ontology annotation, molecular function: metalloendopeptidase activity; protein binding.